This is a messenger RNA of Cydia fagiglandana, 874 nucleotides long. Its product is annotated as D site-binding protein-like. Gene Ontology annotation, biological process: regulation of DNA-templated transcription. Gene Ontology annotation, molecular function: DNA-binding transcription factor activity. NCBI's taxonomy places the organism in Eukaryota, Metazoa, Arthropoda, Insecta, Lepidoptera, Tortricidae. Bases 30 to 695 code for a protein of 221 amino acids. The record is from RefSeq and is a predicted model, not a curated record. The transcript has a single exon.
ACAAUUGUUGAUCAUAUUUUGUUUGUAAAAUGGCGCUCCUGUGGACCCCGUACGCCGACGAAGCCCUGGACUUGAGCAAAGCCGCCAUGAAGACGGAACCGGUGGCGCCGAGCCCGCCUUACCUCCCCUACAUGCCGGCCACGACCAGCCCUGUGCCUUCCUACCCAUGGUACCCUUACCCAGUACCGCAAGUGUCUCCUGGUAGCCCAAUGUACCAUGGAUACCCAGUUCCGCAGAUGUCUCCAAGCAGCAGCUCAGGAAACGAAGAAGCUAUGCUGUCUGGCAACCGAAUGGCCACGCUUUCGCCUCCAGACUCACCUGAAGCCGACCACAAUCGCCAGAGCCUCACCAGACUCUCCAAUCACGUCGACAUGGAGUUCCUUGCCGAUGACCCGGACUACCAGGCUUUUGAGCGUGACGCUUUAAGAGCUAUGGCGGAGAAAAACGGAGGAACUUUACUAGGAAACAAUCCUCGUAUGCGCCGCUCCGUCCGCUCCACGAAAGAGACAGUCGAUGACUCGUACAGACAGCAGAGGGAGAGGAACAACUUCGCUGCCAAACAGAGCAGAGACCGCAGGAAGCUGAGAGAAGUGAGGCUUGCCCUUAAAGUGACUUACCUAGAAAAAGAAGCCGCCAAACUUAGGGCCAUGCUUGCUUCAGGACUAUGCGUGAGAUGCAAUUCUUUCCGCGGAUAAUGUGGGAAGAAAAAAGGACAUUUCCGAGUUUCGUGCAAUUUUGUAAAUAGCUGUAGUUAUAGUUAGAUUAAUAAUUUAUUUUGUGCAAUUUAGUAUUAUAUCACUUUUGUUCCUAUGUUGUGAUAAGCAAGGACUGAUAUUUGUCUAAGAUUAUAUAAGGAAAAGAUUUAGGUUUAAGA